AUGUCCUCCGCCGUAAAUACGUCGUCUUUCCCUCCGUUUCGUCGAUUUCCCAAAGAGAUCCGUCUUUCCAUCUGGGAACGCACAAUUCCUGAGCCGCGCAUCGUUCACAUCAUUCAAGAUGCAGCCACACGAGCAAUGAAAUCAUACACUUCGAUCCCUGCUAUUCUCCGCGUCAAUCAUGAAUCGUUCUCUGUCGCUUCGCAAAUUUAUCGCCGCGCAUUUCGUUGCAGCAAGCCUGGACAGGACAAACCAGAUGAGGAUACAUCAUAUGUAUGGUUCGACUUUGAACGAGACUUCUUACUUAUCGAUUACAAUAUGACUGGUCAGCUUUGGGCGUCGCCAGAGGAUCAAUUGGCCAAUAGCACAAAUCCUCUUCUAUAUACUACCGUGAGGUGGAUUCCGGAUGACGACGUGAAGCGCAUCAGAAACUUGGCUUGGUAUUCGAAUCCAUCCCAUAUCGCCCAAAAUGAACAUAUCUGGAAGUUGUUUACUGAGUUGGAGAAGUGGUAUAUGGUCACAGAACUCAUGGGAUCUGGAAAUGUAGUUGAGCCACGCAACAUCCGCAGCUCAGUAACUUCCCUUCGCAAGAUUGCCGAAUAUAAUCUUACACCUUCAUACGACUUGUCAUUCUCGAGUGUAUGGGGCGAGGAACAUGUCGAUGUACAAGCAUGUAUUAGAUUGUUCGAGCGCGCAAAGAUGGCGCAUCGGCCUAUGCUGGGACCUCGAAAACUUCCUUUUGAUUCCAAUAUUCCCCUCAAGCAGCUGAGGCGGGCAAUGAAAUGCUACAUUGAUCGGUGGCACUCUAAUAGGACACCCUUGGGAAUUCACAUUGACUACAGAGUCAUGAUCAACCCUAGCCUUAAGAAUAAGUUCAUAGAAGACAAAAAACGCUAUGAGUCGUAUAUCUUGCAGAACAUCGAGAAGCACGAGGAACACAAGGCUGAAGAGUGCGAUUGCGAAAUCACAGAAGAAAACUGGCUCGGCGAAUCCAGAUCUAUGACAGGACAAUUAAAAUGGAUAUCCGCCACUAGCGUGAGGUAA
This is a messenger RNA of Botrytis porri, 1041 nucleotides long. RefSeq lists its product as uncharacterized. Bases 1 to 1041 code for a protein of 346 amino acids. The record is from RefSeq and is a predicted model, not a curated record. The transcript has 2 exons. NCBI's taxonomy places the organism in Eukaryota, Fungi, Ascomycota, Leotiomycetes, Helotiales, Sclerotiniaceae.